AGACUCCGAUGAAACGGCCGUAGUAUCGCUGCGCGCGCGCAGGCGACUUUCGAAAUCACAUUUUCUAACGUUCAAGUGUCAUGACUUUGUGAAAUAUCGGCACCUUUCGUAAAUAUCAAUUUGUGUUAGUGAGAUGUGAUUGUCAAGUGUGCUUUAAAUUUUUGUGGAUUGCGUUUUCAUAUCUAAACGAUACACAAUGGGUCUCAUGCGAUGAGCGAGGUGCUGGUGGCGCUGGCGCUGCUCUCGGCGGGCGCGCACGCUCAGCUCCGGCCGGCCGACGCGCCGUACAUCAACGACACACGAUGCGGCCCCGAGUGCGUGCGCUGCGCGGCGGACGGGUGCGUCAAGUGCGCUCGUCUGCUCGUCUGGCCGGGCGGAGUGUGCGCCCACGAGUGCCCCGCGGGCACGCGCGAGAGCUGGGCCCACGACGACCACCUCAUGGGCCGGGUGUGCUACCCCGCUUCUACUUAUAAUGAAGUGUUAGUGGGCGGGGCAUGCGGUGCGCUGGUGUGCAUAGCGCUGGUGGCGGCUAUAGCUGCCUACACGCGGUGUCGCGGCGGCGCGCGGGCGCAGGCCCAGCCACUGCCACAGCCGCAUCGAGACGAUGACGCGCAGCUGCGGGAGUUCCACAAACAGCUGGACUGUUUACGACCUCACGCGUACACUCUGCUAGCAAUAUUGAACCACACGAGGCACCAAGUGCGAGAGCUCUACCAACUUGGAAACAACGAUGCUGCUGUAGCCUACAGUUGUGUGCUGAGCGACCUUGCGAAAUUACUCAUUCUGCUUAACAAGGCACAAGUGCCUGUCGUUCCAGAGGAAUGGCCACGACUUGCCAGUUGGGCAGAAAGAAUUUUAAAACGGUACAGCCGGAUGAGUGUAGGCCAGCAGCAGCAAGGGCAGUUGGUGAACUUCCUGCCGUCUCCACCGAGUCAGAGGUCGGACUCGGACACGACCACACAGUCCUUCACCACCUUCAAACCACCGUCAUAUUCCCCGACCUCCUACGAGAGCCACAUUCUAGACAAAGAUUUAGAAAACCAGAGCGAAUGGAGCGACGCGGGAAGACCACCGAGCUAUUCCCAAAUAGAGAGAGAAACGGAGACUAUCGUCCUCUCAGACCCGUGGGAGAGGCGACCGAUAGUCAGGAGGGAGAGUGUGUGGUUGGAGGACGAACUCUUCGAAAUGACGAGGCGGCCGCAGGACGAACUUACCACAGAAUUGUAGCAAUGUUAAUGUUAAUUAUAGUUCGAUAUGAUUCAAAUAGGAAUACCUACGUCUACCCUCACUAAUCUCUGUUAUUACCUUACCUAAAAAAAAAAAUAAUAUAGUCGGAUGCAAUAUAUUUGACGGUUUCGAGCAUCAUGUGUUAACCAGGGCGUAUAGGGUCACUCGCAGCUAAAUUUCGGAGACGACAUAAAGUUGCAUCCGACUAUACAAAUUACCAAAUGGAUUAUAAUAGUUACAGAACAUAGAACGCUUGUAUAAUAGUAGUGAUUUCGUUUGGUUUACUUCAAUAAGCGUAAUAGCAAAUAUUUACCUAUACCUACAGGUAAAGUCAAUCUAUUCUAGAAAAUUCGUUUGCCUUUUGAAUGUAGUCAUUACAACAUAAGUUGUGCAGCCAUUUUCAUUUGAUUAUUAUAAACUACCCGCAAAUUUGUAUUUAACUUUUUUAUUUUUAAAGUUUGUAAAGUUCUAUCUUUUACAAAAUUACGUCCCUACCUAAAUACUGUAACAUUAUAACUGGAGUUAACCGGAGAUCCAAACGACGAUAAUUAUUACUUUUUGAAUCAUAUUAAUAUUCAUAGAUAUAAAUUAUUAUUUUAAACUUUUGCAAAUCUGGCAAGUACAAAUCUCACUAAUUACUUUCUUGUUUACUUCCUUACGUAGGUUUAUUUGUAGAUGUAAUAAAAACAAUACCUACCUGUAUAUUUCAGAACGGUGCUUAUGAAGCUAUGUUUUAUGCACUUUCAUGAGAUUAUAAAUAUCGUUUUAUCAACACUUAAUAAAUAAGGUUAAUAUAAUUACUCAUAACCUACGAUUUGUAUUGGCACUACUAAUAUUUUUAGAUUAACUACACAUAGACAGGUAGGACUAUUUACAGACGGAUGUAAUGAUGUUUAAUACUUCUCGGAAUUUCGUCCUUUAAAUUUAAGUAUCAGCGGUUGCGUAGGGGCGACACCCCGCGCGCGCCUUCCGCCCACCUCAAGCAUCAAGCGUCUUAACUUUACGUAUGACCUGCGCACAAAGAAACUCGCAGCAUAUUUUCAAGACUUUAUAAAGAUUGCAUCCGACUAUACCUAAUGAAGCACGGCAUGACGGCAGUGCCCCCAAAAGUAUGGUGGUGAGAUAAGCGCAGGGCAGUACCUACCUGUACUUGAAGCAUUUUGUUGUAUUUCUGUAACCUUUUAUAUUGGUCCUAAUACUAAUAGACAGACAAAAUUCUCAGGGUAGGAUGUAACUAAAUUACAUACUAAACAAGCUAUAUUUUGAUUAAGGUGUACCUACAUGUAGUUAAGCGUACCUAGAGUUUGAAAACUAGGAUUCCCGCGGAGCGCUACACCUAAAUAUGACUCUAGUACGCCUAAAUAUGACUCUAGUACACCUAAAUAAGACUCUGUAAGCAAUUUGAGCUGUUUAAAGCAUCAGAAUUCACGACCUUAGCUAAUCUUCAAGCGUUUUUUGUCUUAUGGCUUACUUUGUACCUACCAAUUUAAGUAAGUUUUAACAUUAAGACAUAGAUUUAAGUGCAAUAAAAUAUUAAUUAGUAGGUAUAAUGUAUAAGAUCGCCAAAAAUACAACGAAAAUAAUCCUAAGCAAUAUUACGUUCUGAUGUUGAUAAUUUGUUUGUGACUUUUCAUCAUUGUUAUUAAAAAAAAUGAAUGCACACAUUAUAAUUUUAUUUAAUGUCAUUUUCCUUAAGAUCUUCUUAUUGACUUUUACUAGUAUUGGUUCUUAAUACUUAGCAUUCCAUCCAUUCAAAAAAACGUUCGGGUGCCGGAUCCAUCGUGAUUCGUGUAGCCGAGUAGAGUCUGAGAUUUGUAACCCGAGUCUAUACUGAGGUUCAUAUUUCCACCAUCAUCCGCUUGUGGUCGUUAAUGACAACAACAUUAUCACCCUAAGCCCGCCAACCCGAAUUAGAGCAGCGUGGUGGGUUGACGCUCAGCAUCCCCUGUCCUAUUAAGGAGGGAGGCCUGAAUCUUGACCCUGUAGUAGGCCGUUAAAUUAAGCUGAUGAUUUAAAAUAAGUUAUGAACUUUUAAAAUCUGUGCUUAACUGCUUACUAUACAUUUUCCCCUCAGACUAAUUAUAAAAGGACCUGUCUGGCUAGACGUUACCCCUUUGUCAAAGAUCAAAAUAUUAGAAUCGGACUACUUUAGUAUUUCAGUACGAACGUACGAACGAUUUUUGGGCGGUAAAUCCAAAAAUUGUUUGUACUUGACGUACUUGACUAAGAUAUAAGUCUAUAAGUCUGUACGGCCUCUUAUUGUGUCAAAACAUGUGUCACUUGACACUGGCGAUGCGCGGAGCCAAAAAAUCAAGAAGAAGCAUUUAAUAUAGGUUAUCUCAUCAAAGUUGAAUUUCAUUUCUAGACCAGUCCCCAAUCGUAAGAGAGAGAGAGGAAUUGUUUAGUUCUGCUACUACCCAUCUCUAGAAAUACUUAUUAUAAGCAGAGUGACUAUCGGAUUCCAAAAAAUAUUAAAUUGUAAGGAUAAUAUAUAGGUGUCAAAGGGAUAAUGUUAUGGGCUAUGAAAAUAAAUAUGAAAUGAAUAAAAACUGCACUUA
Messenger RNA from Bicyclus anynana (squinting bush brown), 3785 nucleotides. RefSeq lists its product as uncharacterized. The transcript is spliced from 7 exons. Lineage: Eukaryota; Metazoa; Arthropoda; Insecta; Lepidoptera; Nymphalidae. Bases 211 to 1227 code for a protein of 338 amino acids. The record is from RefSeq and is a predicted model, not a curated record.